AUGCUUGCUCUCGCGAUGCUGGCAGGCAGCCAGCCGGCCGCCUCCUGCGAUCGGCCGCUGAGAGCUUGCUACGAUGCCAUGGGCGGGCAAAGCUGGAAAAACGCGGCGGGGCGGUCGUGGCUCGACGCCAAUAUUCCGUGCUGCGAGAAGGCGUUUGUCACCUGUCACAAGGAAAAGGAGGAAAUUCGCAAGAUCGCGUGGCGGAGCAUAGCGGGCCUGAUGGGCACCAUCCCGCCGCAGCUUGGUCUCCUCACGAGCCUCGAGGAGAUCAACGUCGAGAGGACAGACCUCUCGGGGACGCUACCGGACGCCCUCUUCUCUGCGAGCUCCGAGAUCGAAAAGGCGCCUCUCCCCCCUGCCCGUGCCUCCCCGCCGCCCAAGCGACAUUGCUCAAGCCCUAUGAGCGGUGGGACGCUCAGGAUCAAGCGGACCUCCAUCACGGGCACCCUCCCUCCCUCCCUCUUCCUCUCCGGCACACUCGAGAAGGAGAUCGACCUCGAAGAGAGCGUCAACUGCGGCAAGAUCAACAGCAAAGAUUGGAGGAGGGAGAACUGCAAGGGCUUCUCGGGCACCAUCCCGCCCGAGAUAGGGAUGGCAACAAAGCUGGAGGCGCCGGCCCUAGAUCAGGAGUGUGACUUGGUCGAUGCAAACCCGCCGCCGGCCCCGCACCCGCCCGGCAAGGGGCGUCGGCUCGGCGAGGCUUGGCCGGGCGGCGCUGCGCCUCUAAACGCCGCCUCCAAGGGGGAGGAUCAGCAGCAGGGCGGCGGCGAGCGGCGCAAGCUGCUCCAGGGCGUGCAACUUGCGCAUUCGCCGCCCCACGCCGGCUGGGCCCCCGCGCCGCCGCUCUCGAAGUGGGGUGUGCGGGGCGAGGCGGGCGGCUUCCCCGGCCUGCUCGCGAAAUGGGGCGGCUGGAACAAGGGGCCCGAGGGCGACAACCCGCGCGACCCGUGGGACCGCGGCAGGCUGUACGACGGGCGGCCGAAGGCGCCGGGCACGGAUGGCAACCACUUUGACUGCCCACUCCCAAACGACUUGCCCGAAACGUGCCGCAGAAAGGCGGUGUGUGUGUGGGAGAAGAGGUUUCCCUAUCCGCCGCACCCGCCGUAUCCGCCGGCGCCGCCGCCCGAUCCGCCAUCGCCGCCGCCCUCACCGCCCAAGAAGCCGCCACCGCCACCGCAGCCGCCGCCGCCGCCGCCGUUGCAACCGUCGCCGCUGCCGCCGCCGCCCUCGUCGCCGCCGCCGCCUCUGCCACCGCCAUCGCCACCGCCACCGCCAUCGCCACCGCCAUCGCCAUCGCCGCCCUUUGACGUUUUCACGUUCUGGUUCAUCGAUCCACCAAACCCGCCGCCCUCGCCACCGCUGGCGCCAUCGCCGUCGCCGCCAUUGCCGUCAUCGCCUUCGCCGACGAACCCGCCGCCGCCGCCCCCAAAGCCCCCCGAGGCGCCCGCGCCAGAGGGUGUGAACUCGGUGGUGCCCCUCCUCCUCGUCGCUGCGAGCGGGUUCGACCCGCGUCCGACGACGAUCCUCUCGCAUGUCAACAUGCGCCUCAAGCUGGGCGAGUGCGAGCUCGCGGCGGCGUGCUACGAGCGGCUGCUCGCCGGCGAGACGCUGAGCGAAACGGCAUGGUACAUCGCGCUGCGGCGCGGCAUGCCGAGGCGCUACUGGCGGAGGAGGAGAAAGCCCAGGCAAAGCGAGCCGAUGCCACCGUCGUCGAGCAGCGCGGGAGCCGCCAGCCGCGAGGGCUGA
This is a messenger RNA of Emiliania huxleyi CCMP1516, 1746 nucleotides long. RefSeq lists its product as hypothetical. The coding region runs from base 1 to 1746 and encodes 581 amino acids. Lineage: Eukaryota; Haptophyta; Isochrysidales; Noelaerhabdaceae. The transcript is spliced from 6 exons. Gene Ontology annotation, molecular function: microtubule binding; actin binding. The record is from RefSeq and is a predicted model, not a curated record. Gene Ontology annotation, cellular component: actin filament; cytoplasm. Gene Ontology annotation, biological process: actin filament polymerization.